Messenger RNA from Helobdella robusta, 1266 nucleotides. RefSeq lists its product as hypothetical. The record is from RefSeq and is a predicted model, not a curated record. Lineage: Eukaryota; Metazoa; Annelida; Clitellata; Rhynchobdellida; Glossiphoniidae. Bases 1 to 1266 code for a protein of 421 amino acids. The transcript is spliced from 3 exons.
AUGAACCAGAAAUCUGGAGCUGAAGAUAAUUUUCCAUUCGGCAUAUUGGCAAUGGUUGUUGUGGGUGUUGCAAUUGGAAUCGUUGUUGGUGGUAUGUUCCUCUGCAUGGUUGUUGCCUGUACAAAAACGUGUUCCUCCAACAACAGCCAACACGCCGCAGCAGAGUACCAGAGCAUCCUGGUCAACAACAACAUCAGCAGAAUCAACAGCAACAACAAUAACAUCAUCAGCAACAACAUCAUCAACAACAGCACCAACUGCUCUAACAUUACAAACUCAACAACAAAUAGUUGUAAAUUCACAGAAAUAAUCGGACCUAAAAACGCUAACUUAGGAGCAAGGUGGCCCGCAUCGAACACUGAGAAGAUCGCCAUAAAUUCAAACGAUCAAUCUGCAUUUGUGUAUUCAGAUGAGUGUGAUUACCAUAAGGACACCAUUUACAACGACGCCCUGCAACGACAUCUUCAACAUCAACAGCUUCAACAACAGCAACAACAACAGCUUCAACAACAACAACAGCAACCAUCUCAACAUGAAAUGAUUGAAUUUUUCCCAGUGUUCAAGAAACAUGAUUUCGACGUCUACCAGUAUCCACCUCAACACAUUUACGACACACACAACCGUCCACCGACAUCUUCAUUGCCAUCAACAACAACAAUCAACACAACAUCAAUAUCGUUACUCCUAACAGCAACACCAACAUCAACUAAUCCUGAACAAUUGUUGCAUAUUAACAACAAAAAUGUCGGUGAUUUUUCAUGCCGCGCAAAUUAUCAGACGGCGGGCGCUCACAUUUUUCAACAACCACAACAAGAGACAACACAAAAAGUUGAUAACAAAACUACGACAUCCUUCCUCUACGCCACAACAACAACGUCACACAUUCCUACAAAUCUGAAUGAAGCCGCUACAGGGUCUAAAAACAAAAACCUCAUGUACUCACCACCAAUUCGUAAUCAGUCGAAAGCUUACCAGAACAACAACAACAACUUAACAACAGCCGCAAACCUGAAUGCAUCAAUUGAUGUCAUUUGCAACACGCAUUGCUGCUGCACGUGCCAGGACGGUGGUGUCUCAACAUUUGUUGGCAACGACAUCAACAUGAACGAGAACAGCAAAUGCACAUGUUUUGAACACUCCGACACAACUUUCAACGCGUUUGAAAACAAGUUUCUUCAGAGUUUUCAAAAGCUUAACAGCAACAACAGUAGCAGUAACAUAAACAGUAGCAGCAACAAACCAGACUUAACUCAAAUGAAUAAUUAA